This is a messenger RNA of Spirodela intermedia, 2873 nucleotides long. NCBI's taxonomy places the organism in Eukaryota, Viridiplantae, Streptophyta, Magnoliopsida, Alismatales, Araceae. The record is from the annotation of a GenBank genome assembly.
AUGGACCCCGCCUCCGUCUUCCCGUUCCUGCUGCUGCUGCUCCUCCCACCCGCCGCGCUCCUCUUUUUCAUCGUCGUCCUCGGGAAGCUCUCUGGGACCCUCGGCCGCCGCCCCAGUGGUCUCCCCCCUGGCAGCCUCGGCCUCCCGCUGCUGGGCGAGACGGUGCGCCUCAUUUCUGCCUACAAAACCGAGCACCCGGAGCCGUUCGUCGACGAACGCCUCCGGCGCCUGCGGCUGGGCCAGAGGGUGUUCACCACCCACCUCUUCGGAGAGCCCACCGUCUUCUCCGCCGACCCCGAUGUGAACAAGCAGGUCCUCCAAGGCGAGGGACGCCUGUUCCAGAGUAGCUACCCCUCCUCCCUAACGACUCUGCUAGGGCGGCGCUCCCUGCUUGUUAUGCGCGGCGCCUUCCACCGCCGUAUGCACGCCCUCCUCAGUGCCACCAUUGCCAGCCCCACCGUUAUCCGCGACCACCUCCUCCACGACAUCGACCACCUCAUCCGUCGUACCCUCGACUCGUGGGAGGAGAAAGCAGACGGCAGCGAGCUCAUGGCCGGCAGGCGGGUGCUGCUGCAGGAUCAGGCAAAGAAGGUAGGUAAACUGGCAGAAGGAGCAGUUUGAAACCCACAACUGGCGCUAAUCCGGGCUGUACUGACUGUUUCCGGUCGCAGAUUACGUUCGAGCUGUCGGUGAAGCAGUUGAUGAGCAUAGAUCCAGGGGAGUGGACGGAGGGACUGAUGAAGGAGUAUCUUCACCUCAUCGACGGCUUCUUCUCCAUCCCUCUUGCCUUCUCCUUCACCACCUACGGCCGGGCUCUCCAGGCGGGUGCCUCCGCCCUACUCUGACUUUCUCAUAUCGGUAGCUAUAUCCUCCAUUCUCUGCCUUUCUCUCUGAUUCCAAGUUUCGACGCGUGAUCUACCAGGCGCGGAGCAGGGUGGGAGAGUCGUUGAGCUCGGUGGUACGGGAGAGGAAGCAGGAGAUGGUGCAGAGGAGGGCGGAGGACGGCAAGCAGGUGGAAGAGGAGGUGGAGCUGAAGCAUGGGAUGAGCAAGAAGAGACGGAGCCCGGACCUGCUGGGGGCCCUGCUGGAGGCGGAGUCUGAGGACGGGGUGGAGUUCACGGAGGAGGAGGCCGUGGAUUUUCUGCUGGCCCUUCUGGUGGCCGGAUACGAGACGACGUCUAUGAUCAUGACCUUGGCCGUCAAGUACUUGGCAGACCACCCCCGUGCCCUCGCUCUCCUCCGGGUACGUGCCCUGUCUUGCCUUACUCUUCCUCCCCCGUGUGCCUCGCCGCCCAUUCUCUGGAUGUUCUUCUGUCCCUGCGUGAGUCGCCCCUUCCUGGUCGCUCAUCGCCAUCAAUGCCCCCACCGCCGCCGCCGCCGCCGCCGCCGUCGUCGUCGUCGUCUCGUCUUAGUUAAGCAUAGAGGGCUGGUGGGUCUGGGGCUUGUCGCGACUUCUCGAGUCAAGUUCUCUCUCUCUCUCUCCAGGUUAUUCCCUAUAUAUUAUAGGGAGGGGGGGCGGUUUUCGUGGACGGGUUCUGGGUUCUUCCUCGGGCUGGACACGAGAGGGAGGAACGAGAUCAUUUGUUAUUGUUGUUGGGGAAGAAUUGUUGUCGCAGGGAGACCCAGCAUAGUGACCCGGGGCUGGACUGAAAACCAGGCUCUGCAGGUUCUAUGGAGGCUCUCUUGUGGGACGUGAUUGUCGGAGGAGGGAGAAAGUCUCCCUGACUGCCACCGUCGGCAUUGCACGGUCUAAUAUUAUUUUACUUUCACAUUGCCGGGAGGGGGCUCAGCCUUGUUUGUCGUGGUCGCGCAGGAGGAGCAGGGGGAGAUCCGGAGGAGGAAGGAGGAGACGGGGGGACACCCCGACGACGUCUUGGACUGGGCGGACUACAAAUCCAUGUUGUUCACCCAGUGCGUAAGUUACCGCCACCCUCCACUCCAGUCCACUCCCGCCGUGGAUGGCGCAGAGCCCAAAGGAGCUCGCUUUGUCGGGGCCGGCUUACUUGGAGCCCCGUCCCCUCCCGUAAUAACCUUAGUGCAGCGGCAGCAGUAGCAGCCAUUACUGCGGCGGCCUAGCUUCCGCCUACUCGUCCUUUUACGCGCCUAUCGUAAACCAUCCCCAUUUUGCUCCUUACGACGCAAUAGGAGCAGUAGUCGUCCCCACCUUCGCUUUGCAGAACUUCCGGUAUUAACGAGGGCUACUGAGUAACACUCCCUUGGAUGAAAACAGGUGAUUAACGAGACGAUGCGGUUGGCCAACAUCAUCAGCGGAGUAUUCAGGCGUGCCACCGCCGAUGUCCCCAUCAAAGGUAUCACCAUCCCCCCCUCCUCCACUGCCCCCCACAUCCCCGAGGUCUCUGUGGUCGGUUGGAUGUGUCAGUUUGACCGCCCGCGUGGCGCCGGCGUUUCAGCCCGGGGACCGCCGCCGCGACUGCGGUUAGAGGGUUGCUGAAGCACUGAUAUGCCGAGCGUAUGUGGCUGUGGGCGCAGGAGGGUACACCAUCCCCAAGGGCUGCAAGGUGUUUGCCUCCUUCCGGGCAGUCCACAUGGACCCCACGUACUAUACCGACGCCCGCAGCUUCGACCCUUGGCGUUGGUGGUCGGCCGGCGGCGCGAAUGGCCGGCAGCAGGGCGGCGGGGCAAGCGUCUUCUGCCCCUUUGGCGGGGGCCCGCGCUUCUGUCCCGGCUACGAGCUCGCCCGCGUCGAGAUCUCGGUCUUCCUCCAUUACCUCGUCACCCGAUUCAACUGGGAACCUGCGGAGGAGGAUAAGGUCGUCUACUUCCCCACGACGAGGACCGUCAAAGGAUACCCCAUCACCGUCCGCCCACGCCACCGCGCCCCUCCCAACCCCGAUGUGCGAGGUUGCUACUAA